This is a messenger RNA of Bursaphelenchus okinawaensis, 3655 nucleotides long. Lineage: Eukaryota; Metazoa; Nematoda; Chromadorea; Rhabditida; Aphelenchoididae. The record is from the annotation of a GenBank genome assembly.
AUGGAAAUGAACGUAUUGAACUUGAAGUACUUGCUCAUUGUUUCGCUUUUAUGUGUCUUAUUUUACAAUUGGAUUGUCAACUUGCUUAUCAUAUGCUUUGUACUAAUUUUAGCUGUAACUGGGUAUGUUUUUAACUAUCUGAUAACAGUUUAUAAAGCAGUUUUACUCUACUUAUAAGCCUUUUAUAGUUUAUGGGGUGAAAUAUUAGAAUUUUUGGUUAGUUUUUUUUUUAAAUUUGAUAACAUUGUUUAUUAGUUAAAAUUGUUUUCAGGUUUAUAUUGUCUGUAUUUUACAUUGGAAAGUACACCGAUAAGGAUGUAUCAUUAAAUAUAGUAGAGGAUUCACAAUUUAGAAGUUAUUUAGAGGACUUUGUAGAGCAGAAAAGAACUUAUCUUAGUGAUCGAAUAGAUUAUUUUGUAGUUACAGGAUCGCCUCAACUUGACGAUCUAAUUCAUCAGGUGAGUAGUUUUUCGAAUUACUGUUUGAUUUUUAGGAUGACACAUUUUAUUACUUCAACUGUGGAUUAUUUGAUUAUAAAAAUGUUACUUUUAGAUACUGGAUAAUCUAAUCAAGUCUUAUAUUGACCCAUGGUAUACCCAGUUGUCUAAAAACCGUAGUUUUCCUAACAGUUUGAAGAGAUGUGCUUGUAGGGCGUUAGCAGUUUUAAGCGAACGGUACGUGAAGCUUUUUGUAUACUUUUGUUUUUGAUUGACGAAACUAAGUUUAUGUAGCUUAUUACCAGUAACUUUUUGUAAUAAAAUUUUAUUACUUAAUUAUAUUUUUAGGUUAAAACGAGUGGAUUGGACAGUUUUAUUGACCAGACAAUUGGUUGACGAUGUAGCAUCACACUUCAGAUUAUUUAGAUUAGCUCGGGAAAGGAGGAUGGAGCAAGAACAGAAAGUGAAAGAUGGGUUACAGAGUAAAGCUGAAGAUAUAGAAUCAAUCUUCUUUGAUUUGGAAUUAGAAAUGGAAGUAAUGUAUUGUCGCGAUCUUAUAUCAACGUCUUUGGCAUACGAAAGUGCUUGUUUACAUGAUUUAACAGACAUUUUGUUGUUCUUGUUAAUGCCAUCAGAAGACUUUCGAUCGAGGCCUUUAAGGUUUUUAAUUAGAGAAAUCCUGAUUGGCAGAGUUAUUGUGCCACUACUGAAUAAGAUCUGUGAUCCCACGUUCAUCAACUCGUGUAUAAUGGUUAUGGUAAGUUAUUUAAUUGAUAUAGAUGUAUUUUUAGUUAAGUGACGUGAAUCUAACAGCUGAUGACUUUUUGAUGGUAGUCCAAAGGUGUCGGUCGAUUCAAGAUCUGGAGGUGAUCUUAGAAGCCGCUUUCGAUGAGAAGUCAGCUCUUUGUUCUCGAGAUAACUCGACUCAAGUAGAAGACAUCAAGAAGGAGAUACAAGCUCUAACAUCUUUAAUAGAUCUGAUCAAACGUCGGAUGAAAAGACUACAAGAAACUGUUGUGAAAGCUGAAGAACCAGUGGAAAUACUCAACGAGCUGAUCGACAGUGACAGAGUUAUACUGCCGAUUACUGUAGUUUUGACGAAUGUUACCGCAGUUACCUUCUUCUCAGAUUAUCUGGCAUCAGUUGGUUAUCAGCAUUAUCUUGAUUGUUACUUGGCUAUUGAAGGAUUCAAGUCCAGUGUAGCACAUCAAUUGAGAGCUAUGGCCGGAGGGGUUUCUCGAGAUCCAGAUUUUCAGGAAACUAUGAAGGAAGCUUCUUUGUUCUUGUACAGUCAAUAUCUGGCUGACAACGUAAGGUUUUUAAUUUUAAAGGUUUAUUAUAGAGUUGCCGGAUGUUUUUAAAGUUUUAAAAUAUUUUUACAGGCACCAAGAAAGGUACCAUUAGACGACGUCCUGGUUAACACGUUUUUAGUACGGAUGAGGAACGAUGAGCCGUCUGACAGUUGGUUUGAUCAUAUACAAACGGAGGUAGAGUUAUUUUUAAGAAAUUUAUGAGAAAACAUAAAGAAUUCAUGUUUAUAAUUAUUUAGACAUAUUUUUUAAGAUUGCAAUUUAUUAAAACAAUUUUUUAGAUAAUAAACAUGUUGCUGUCAGAAAAGUUGUUCUACAUAGCAUUUACUCAAUCAGAGUUCUACGAUAACAUGUUGAGAGAGCUCGAAAUCUCGAAUAAUAUUGAACAGCAUGAAGACCACGAGAAUAUGUACAUAUUGCCAAAAGGAUAUCGUUUAGUAGCCGAAGUGGAAAUGCUAGGUGUUGGGCGACAGAACAAGGUGUCUGGAGUUCAGUUUUAUGCUGUAUAUAAUGUUAGAGUAACGAGGGCGAGUGACAAUGGGGAGGUGAUAUCAUCGUGGAAUGUGAUCAGAAGAUAUUCAGACUUUUACAACUUUAACAGUUUCAUUCAGAAUAAGGUCAGUUGGUUUACUUUAAUUGAUAUAAUUAUUAUUAUUGUCUUUUUUUUAAUUAAUUUUUAAUUUUAAGACUUAAUUUAACAAUUGUGUUCUAGUACCCCAGCUUGAGGAAGAUUGAUUUUCCUGGAAAGAAGACCUUCAACAACCUGAAACAAAAGUUCUUGGAGAAGAGAUGCAAAGAUCUGAACGGUUAUAUGCAAAAGAUAACUAGCCCUGUUAUCUUAAGUGAGACCACAGGCCUUCUGGAGGAUUUGUUGGACUUUUUGAAUCAGAAGACCUACAUGGGAAUGAGUCCGAAACUACCCAAAAAGAUUGUUACAGCCAUGGUAACUCCGAUCAUGGACAAAGUCAGAGCCAUUAAGACAGUGGUGACGAAUGUACCUGAUCAGAUGUCUAAAAUGGGAAAUGAGAUCAAUAGGGCCGCUUCUAGUAUUAUGAGGGUAGGUUAGGAAAGGCUAUAAUAAUGAUGUAUUUUUACGUCCUUUUUUAUGCUUAUUAUAUUAUAAUUUUGUAGAGCAACUCAAAUGUACGGUAUUCUGAAAUGGAUUUAAGAAGAGUGGCAGCGACUUUGGAUUUGGAGGUAAUUUUUUAAAAAUAACUGUUUUCUUUGUUUAUCUAUCAAAACAACUAUUUUUUAUGAAAAUGUUACUUUGUUAUAGUACAGUACUAAAUUGAUUUAGGGUGACGACGAAAGUAUACCGCUGAGAGUGUUACUGUUACUUGUGAAUGAGUUAUUUGGACUUGAUGGUCGAAACCAAUGGUUCAAAAGCCGUGUCAUAGCAGCAGUACGACACUUUUUACACGCUGCCUUUGGAACAUCUUUAAAUCGGUCAAUUAUCUCAUUUGUGGAACAAAAGACGUCAGAACAGAAUGUAGCCAAGUACUUGACAAUGUUGAGGUAGGUUUUAAACGUUUUUUUAUAUCAAAAAGUCAAGAGUAACAAAACUUUAAAACAAGUUAAUUGAAAAGUUUUUGAACCCAAAUUUGUAGAAAUAAUCUCCAAACCCACAAACGCAAAGACCAACACAAAGUCGACAGUACCAAAACCCGUAUUUUGUCCCAAACUUUAAUGUUCGCUGCUCUACCUCCAGAGCUGAAGUUCGUAUUCGGUUCUUCCUCUUCCUUGAAUGCCGUUUCUAAUUUGAGUACGAUGAUAAGGCAACGAUCGUUGAAUCGACGGUUAUGUUAUGUUCUCCUUGAACGUCUGUUGUUAACCUUGUUCCCCGAGGGUAAUUUCCCAAAAGUUUUAGCAAAAUUGCAUUCCAAAAGUCCUAGAUUUGUAGAUGCGUAA